CCGCCCGCCUGCCCGCGGGGCCCGGAGCGAGCGAGCGAGCGAGGGAGGCGGCUCCGCUCUCGGCCCCGCCGUGACACGGGUGUGGGGAGCUGCCCGGUCCGGUCCGGUCCCCGUGCUGUCCGCGAGGGCCGGCGUGCGCACGGGGCUGGCUCGCAGCUCCUUUCCCACGGGACCAACGGGACUGGUGAUGCCAUUAAGUAUCUCACUGAAUCUCUUCAGUCUGUCGGUGAAUUAGAGCUGGAAGAUGCCAUCGAGAACAUCAUUGAAGCUGUUGAAAAACAGCCUUUGUCAACCAAUAUGAUUGAACUAUCCACAGUGGAAGCAGCAGUCCAAGAAUGUAGCCAGUCAUUAGAUGAAACGAUAGAAAACGUUUUCAGUAUUAUUGGGGCCUUCGAUGUUCCACGUUAUAUUUAUAAUUCAGAAAGGAAGAAGUUUCUACCUCUAUCAAUGACUAGCCAUCCUCCACCAAAUUUAUUUGGAACCGCCAGGGAUAAAGCAGAGUUGUUUCGUGAACGAUAUACUAUGUUGCAGCAGAGGACUCAUAGACAUGAGCUGUUUACUCCCUCUGCGAUUGGUGCUCAACCUGAUGACGGCAGGAACAAAUUCCAGCUUAAAACAAUAGAAUCUCUGCUUGGCAAUACAGCUAAAAUUGGGGAAGUGAUUGUUCUAGGAAUGAUAACCCAGCUGAAGGAGGGAAAAUUUUUCUUGGAAGAUCCUACAGGGAUUGUCCAGCUGGAGCUUAGUAAAGCACAGUUCCACAGCGGCUUGUAUACCGAGUCAUGCUUUGUUUUGGCUGAAGGUUGGUAUGAGGAUCAAGUAUUUCAUGUGAAUGCUUUUGGAUUUCCACCCACUGAGCCUUCGGCUAUCACAAGGUCAUAUUAUGGGAACAUAAACUUUUUUGGAGGGCCUUGCUCGACUUCAGUAAAAGCAUCUGCAAAACUGAAACAACUGGAAGAUGAAAAUGUAGAUGCUAUGUUUGUCUUUGUUUCUGAUGUUUGGCUGGACCAAGCAGAAGUGUUAGAAAAGCUUCACACUAUGUUUUCAGGUUAUUCUGCUGCACCUCCAACUUGCUUUUUCUUUUGUGGAAAUUUUUCAUCUGCGCCAUUUGGGAAUAAUCAGAUUCAGUCACUAAAAGGUUCCCUGAAGACUCUUGCAGACAUAAUUUGUGAAUAUCCCAACAUUCAUAAAAGCAGCCGAUUUGUGUUCAUUCCUGGCCCUGAAGAUCCUGGUCCUGGUCCUAUUUUACCACGGCCACCGCUAGCAGAAUGCAUCACUCAGGAAUUCAAGGAGCUGGUGCCAUUUUCCGUUUUCACUACAAAUCCUUGCAGGGUACAGUACUGCACACAAGAAAUCAUCAUCUUUCGUGAAGAUUUAGUAAACAAGAUGUGCAGAAACUGUGUCCACUUUCCUAGCAGCAACUUGGAUGUUCCUAACCAUUUUGUAAAGACUAUUUUAUCUCAAGGACACCUGACUCCACUUCCACUUUACGUCAGUCCUGUAUAUUGGGCUUAUGACUAUACCCUGAGAGUGUAUCCUGUGCCAGAUAUGGUUGUCAUUGCAGACAAAUAUGACCCCUUCACUGUCAACAAUGCUGACUGCAUUUGCAUAAAUCCUGGUUCUUUCCCAAAGAGCGGAUUUUCAUUCAAGGUGUUCUAUCCCUCCAACAGAACAGUUGAAGACAGCAAACUACAGGAUCUUUGAAACUUCACUGACAAAUGAAGCAUUCUGUUCCAACAUGCUGCAGUGCUAUUUUUUUGUUGUUUUAUAUGGAUUAAUUUUAUAAUAAUUUACAUAUUAUUCUGUACUGAAUGCCAGCAUUUUUGUAAAUAAAUACUUACAUAAAAUAA
Molecule: messenger RNA, 1847 nt
Organism: Alligator mississippiensis (American alligator)
Lineage: Eukaryota; Metazoa; Chordata; Crocodylia; Alligatoridae
Gene: POLE2
Product: DNA polymerase epsilon 2, accessory subunit
Exons: 19
Coding region: 298-1701 (467 amino acids)
Biological process (GO): DNA-templated DNA replication; error-prone translesion synthesis
Cellular component (GO): epsilon DNA polymerase complex
Molecular function (GO): DNA binding
Source: RefSeq, a predicted model, not a curated record